This is a messenger RNA of Plasmodium vinckei vinckei, 1008 nucleotides long. RefSeq names its product casein kinase 2, alpha subunit, putative. Gene Ontology annotation, molecular function: ATP binding; protein serine/threonine kinase activity. Gene Ontology annotation, cellular component: nucleus; cytosol; protein kinase CK2 complex. The transcript has a single exon. Lineage: Eukaryota; Apicomplexa; Aconoidasida; Haemosporida; Plasmodiidae. Bases 1 to 1008 code for a protein of 335 amino acids. Gene Ontology annotation, biological process: protein phosphorylation. The record is from RefSeq and is a predicted model, not a curated record.
AUGACUACAAACCCAAUAAACAAACGAAUAUAUAUACCUAAAUUUUAUGCGGAUGCCAAUAUUCAUAAACCUAAAGAAUAUUAUGACUAUGACAAUUUAGAACUACAAUGGAAUAAACCUAACAGAUAUGAAAUUUUAAAAAAAGUUGGACGAGGAAAAUAUAGUGAAGUGUUUAAUGGAUAUGAUACUGAAUAUAAUAGACUAUGUGCAAUUAAAGUAUUAAAACCUGUAAAAAAAAAAAAAAUAAAAAGAGAAAUAAAAAUAUUACAAAAUUUACAUGGUGGACCAAAUAUUAUAAAACUAUUAGAUAUUGUAAAAGACCCAGUAACAAAAACCCCAUCUUUAAUUUUUGAAUAUAUCAAUAAUAUAGAUUUUAAAACAUUAUAUCCUAAAUUUACAGAUAAAGAUAUACGUUAUUAUAUAUACCAAAUUCUUAAGGCUCUUGAUUAUUGUCAUAGUCAAGGUAUAAUGCAUAGAGAUGUUAAACCUCACAAUAUUAUGAUUGAUCAUGAAAAUAAACAAAUUAGAUUAAUAGAUUGGGGACUUGCUGAAUUUUAUCAUCCAGGACAAGAAUAUAAUGUUAGAGUAGCUAGUAGAUAUUAUAAAGGACCAGAACUUUUAAUAGAUUUACAAUUAUAUGAUUAUUCUUUAGAUAUAUGGAGUCUUGGUUGUAUGUUAGCUGGUAUGAUUUUUAAAAAAGAACCAUUUUUUUGUGGACACGAUAAUUAUGACCAAUUAGUUAAAAUAGCUAAAGUUUUAGGUACAGAAGAUUUACAUGCAUAUUUAAAAAAAUACAAUAUUAAAUUAAAACCACAUUAUUUAAAUAUAUUAGGAGAAUAUGAAAGAAAACCAUGGUCUCACUUUUUAAAUCAAUCAAACAUGGAUAUAGCCAAAGAUGAAGUUAUCGAUCUUAUAGAUAAAAUGCUUAUUUAUGAUCAUGCAAAAAGAAUAGCUCCUAAAGAAGCUAUGGAACAUCCAUAUUUUAAGGAUGUACGUGAAGAAUCAUAA